GUUUUAGCCACCGUAAAGCACGUAAAAGCACGCAAGCCCGCGUCCGCUCCAGCCGCCUCUACUCGUAUUCAUCCAGCGGUUGACUUGAGCAAAAAAACGGCGCCCCGCGGCGACCCCUUAAGGGCUCUGGUCAAGCCGGCGCUCAAAUUGCGCUGCGAGGGGAAGCCGUCGCGGCGCCACCCGCGCCGCCGCACCGCUCAUUGCGCUCAAAUUGCCCGCGCGCACGCCGCACCGCGCGCCGCACCCAAAGCGGGGGCACGCCCGUCACCGCGAGAGGCCGCCGCCGCGCACACAUCACCGCCCGCCGCCGCAGGUCCCAAAAACAAAAUGGACCGGGCCCCGAGAGCGUAAGAGCCGUCCAGGCCGCCCAGGGCGCCGCGGCCGCCGCGGCCCUCGUCCAGCAGCAGGACCCGAGCUCGCAGAUCGAGCUCGAGCUGCCGAUCGACGCUUUUGCGGGAGACGCCGACCACCAGAAGCAGAUCCACCAGGACUUCUGGCAGGGGUUCGAUCCGAAGGACCUCGGCGAGUCGAACGAUUGAUUAUGAGGCGCCUCGUCGCACUACGACCACGACCACGACCACGACCACCACCGCGCCGCGCGCUGUCGGCGCGGGGUAACAAGGGACCGCCGCGACCGCGACCGCGCCGCUCGCCCCUGCAUGACGCGGUUCGCUGGACGGAGCGGCAGCAGGGCUUCCGCUGGUCGCGCCUGAACGCCGGCCAGGGUGUGCACGUGGCGGGGACCUGGGUCCUGCUCGGCGUCUUCGGUGCCGUGUGUGUCUAUUCCGUCUUCGUCGUAGUUACCGGCGUCCCUCGACGCGUCUACGAAAUCGUCGAUCACACGCUGCGCGAGCCUGACUGGAUGGAGGUCGCCGACAUUUUGAUUCGUGCCGAGGGCGAGGAUCUUGCCGAGCUGGUCCGGAACCCGCUCUAUCGGGAUGUCGGGUUCGGCGACGACCAGCUCUAUCGGCGACGCCGGCCCGGCGGCGACUGGCGCUACCGGUUCAUGGACGACGAGCUCGAGGAGCUGGGGCGCAUGGGCGUGGACGUCGACUCUCGAUAUAACGGGCCGACGAAGGACCAGAGGCAUGCCAUCCUCACGGCGCGGCGCUUCCGGGGGCUGCGGAAGCUUGUUGACUCCGGCCGGCUCUCCGAUGACGACAAGCGGGAGCUCAGGAAGCAGUUCGCGCGGAGCCGCAGCGACGACGACGUCGAGAAGAUACGCGAGCUGAGCAAGAACCGGGACCAGCUGGACGCGCCGACCCGGGAGUUGGUCGACCUGUGGAAUAGCCUCUCCCGGGUCGCGGAUGGCGGCUCCGGGGGGAAGUCCGAAGAGUAAUGUGCAAUCAAGUU
Molecule: messenger RNA, 1353 nt
Organism: Pelagomonas calceolata
Lineage: Eukaryota; Pelagophyceae; Pelagomonadales; Pelagomonadaceae
Source: the annotation of a GenBank genome assembly